Molecule: messenger RNA, 1663 nt
Organism: Diprion similis
Lineage: Eukaryota; Metazoa; Arthropoda; Insecta; Hymenoptera; Diprionidae
Product: alpha-amylase 2-like
Exons: 5
Coding region: 16-1494 (492 amino acids)
Biological process (GO): carbohydrate metabolic process
Molecular function (GO): alpha-amylase activity; cation binding
Source: RefSeq, a predicted model, not a curated record
CAGUCGGAGUGCAUAAUGUUCAAAAUGCUGCUCAGUAUUACGUUACUGUCCCUGACCACCUUUGUGGCUGCCACCACAGGUCCCCAUUACUGGGAUGAUCGCAAUGGCAUGGUGCACCUCUUCGAAUGGAAAUGGAACGACAUCGCUGACGAAUGCGAACGAUUUCUCGGGCCAAAGGGUUACGGAGGUGUCCAGGUCUCACCCCCGAAUGAAAAUAUCAUAAUUGACACCAGACCUUGGUGGGAGCGCUACCAGCCAGUUUCUUAUAAAUUGGUAACCAGAUCUGGUGACGAGGAUGCAUUCAGGGACAUGGUGACACGCUGCAACAACGUCGGCGUCAGGAUCUACGUCGACGCCAUCAUUAACCAUAUGUCAUCAACGGCGGACGACGGGACAUACGGCACUGCUGGCUCUCAGGCAUUCUAUUCUGAGAGGUCAUGGCCCGGAGUUCCCUAUACUUCGAUCGACUUCAAUUCGGCCUGUGAAAUCACGAGCUAUCAAGAUGCCGUUAACGUCCGAAACUGUGAAUUGGUUGGUCUUGCGGAUCUGAAUCAAGCAACAGAAUGGGUCCGCGAAAAGAUCGUGGAGUACAUGAAUAACCUGAUAGAAAUUGGCGUCGCCGGCUUCCGUAUUGACGCAGCUAAGCACAUGUGGCCAGAGGAUUUGGAGGCCAUUUACAACAGUCUGGAUGAUCUGAAUACAGAUCAGGGCUUCGAAGAAGGUAGUCGACCAUUCAUCUUCCAGGAGGUUAUCGAUUACGGAGGUGAAGCGAUUUCCGCAUCGGAGUAUGUGGACCUUGGUAGGGUUACCGAAUUUAGGUACGGUUCAGAGUUGAGUAAUUGCUUCGAAGGAAACAACGAUCUCAGGUGGUUGACGAACUGGGGUGAAGACUGGGGUCUCAUAUCCUCCGAUGAUGCUUUCGUGUUCAUUGACAACCACGAUACCCAGCGUUCUGACGAUGUCCUCACGUACAAGAGCUCAAAGGCGUACAAGAUGGCGGUCGCCUUUAUGUUGGCUCAUCCUUUCGGCACCCCCCGAGUUAUGAGCUCCUUCUCGUUUGACGACAGUGAUGACGGUCCACCCGCCGACUCUGACGACAACAUCCUUUCACCCAGCAUCAAUUCUGAUGAUACAUGUGGAAACGGAUGGGUCUGCGAGCAUCGUUGGCGUCAGAUCUACAACAUGGUUGGAUUCCGAAUUGCGGUCAAUGGAACCAGCGUCAAUGACUGGUGGGACAACAGCAGCAAUCAAAUUUCCUUUUGCCGCGGUGGUGCCGGAUUCAUUGCAUUUAAUUUAGACUCCUGGGACCUCCAGCAGACCCUCCAGACCUGCCUCUCGGCUGGUACCUACUGUGACGUAAUAUCCGGCAGUUUGGAGGACGGUAGCUGUACAGGAAAGUCCGUAACCGUAGGCAGUGACGGUACCGCUUACAUAGAGAUAUUGACUAGCGAGGAGGACGGUGUACUUGCUAUUCAUCAGAACGCAAAGCUGUAAAGACGCUGGAAACUGAGAGAUGCAUAUCGUCGGUGCGUCAUGAAAAAUUGUCACGUUUAAAGGCACUAUGUACUUCCGAUUAUGGUGCAUAAGCUAAUGAAAAGUAAAAACUGUGAAGAAACUCGACCCACUUUCACUGACGAUGAGCAGUUUAUCUCUAUUGUUUAUA